CUUAUUAGGGCUGGCCAGGAGCAAGGGCUAGGGUUUGGCGGCGUCGGGGGGUGGGGCAACAGUGCAGCAAGGCGGCGGCAGGCAUCAAUCUCUCCAGGCGCCUCCAGGCGCCGGGCUGUAUCGGCUCGUUUCACAAUUCCUGGGAAUUGUGGUGCCUGAGCCCAUGAGCAUAGAAGGAAUGCCAAUCAUCUAUGGUGUUGGGCGGUUUGCACCGCCUCCAAUUGUUAGGCUGGCGAAAGGGGGCAUAGUUUGGACGGGACUAGGAGGGCUGUUGAUGCAGCGUCAUGGAUGAGUCGUGCUUUUGGCAGCAGUUGUCCUGCUGCGAUGACAAAUCGUCAUGGUUCUGCCGGUUCUGAAAUGGACGAAGCUGCUCGAUGCGUCCUAGGCUCUAGUUUUUGCGGUUUAGUCCUCCGGGAUGGAGGAUCUCGGUACCCGGCUCGCAGAUGGAAGACAUCGUUAGAACGUACUUCAGAUAUUUUCAGCUACCGUAUUUAUGUAGAGGGGGGUUUCAGCAGCUCAGGAAAGGCCUAAUCGUAACAGUUGAAUGCACAAGACCUCAAUCAUGCAAAGGUACAAAGUAAUCAAGCAAUUGGGGGACGGUACUUAUGGAACUGUUUGGAAGGCUGUGAAUAAAGUUACUAAUGAGACUGUUGCUAUAAAAAAAAUGAAAAGAAAAUACCUUUCUUGGGACGAGUGCAUGAACCUGAGGGAGGUGAAGUCGCUGCGGAAGUUGAACCAUCCGAAUAUAGUCAAGCUGAAGGAGGUUAUCCGGGAAAAUAACGAGCUAUUCUUCGUUUUUGAGUAUAUGGAGUGCAAUCUUUACCAAAUGAUGAAGGACAGGCAGAAGCUUUUUCCAGAAGCAAAGAUACGGAAUUGGUGCUUUCAGGUGUUGCAGGGUCUGGCUUAUAUGCAUCGCGAGGGAUACUUUCACCGAGAUCUGAAGCCAGAAAAUUUACUUGUUACGGUCGAUGUUAUCAAAAUUGCCGAUUUUGGUCUUGCACGUGAAGUGCGGUCUCGGCCACCAUACACGAAUUACGUCUCUACUCGAUGGUACCGUGCCCCGGAGGUGUUACUGCAGUCGUCUCUGUACAACUCUGCGGUCGACAUGUGGGCAAUGGGUGCUAUCAUGGCUGAGCUUUUCAAUCUCAGGCCUAUCUUUCCUGGCGCUAGUGAAGCGGAUGAAAUAUAUAAGAUCUGUAGUGUUUUGGGCAAUCCAUCUCAAGCUACUUGGCCAGAUGGAAUGAAACUUGCAAAAUGCAUGAAUUUCCGCUUCCCGCAGUUCGUGCCAGCUAAUCUUUCGGCUCUUGUACCUUCCGCGAGUGCUGAGGCGAUUGAUCUGAUGAAGGCAAUGUUCGCUUGGGAUCCUUUGAAAAGGCCGACGCCAUCGCAGGCCCUGCAACAUCCGUUUUUCCAGGUGGGUGCGUGUAUACCACCCUCGAUUCCGUUCCAGGAACUUCGUGAAAACAAAGUAGCUCUUGCAAAAGUUACAUCUCAGCCUGUCAAGGGUGAAGUGACAGCGGCCCGAAGCAGCCUCAUAAGGCAGGCGCGCUACAAGCCGUUCGUGAAUCCAUCUGACGUGUACCGGGCUCCACCUCCAGCAUAUGUGUCGCCUCUGUUGAAUCCAACCGAUCUCAAGGAUUCGUUUAGGAGUCAGAUUGCGCUUGGAGGAGCCGAGAAGAUAUCCUCACAAGCCAGUGGCAAGCAACAACACUGCAAUGACUACUUCCAGUCAGUGAAGCCGCACUUUGGUCACGCUCCCUAUGGAGCGGCGGCUUUCGGCUACAACGAUUUGGCUGGAGUGCCUCCUUCUAGGUACUAAGAUUUGGAGAGUGGUUUUAAGUUUGAUCUCUGCCAGGCCCGGCGUAAGCAUAAGUCCUCUCCUGCGAGAAGAGGAAACUAAACUAAGGUGCUUUGAUACUAGAGGAAGCAUUCUCUGAUUUGAUGCUGGGCUGGAUGGAGAUGGUGGUGUGGUUUUUAAGAACUAAAUAAGCUGGGAAUGGAAGUGCUUUAAUGUUUGUGAAAGAAGUUGGCUGGCAAA
Messenger RNA from Selaginella moellendorffii, 2038 nucleotides. RefSeq names its product cyclin-dependent kinase F-4. The transcript is spliced from 16 exons. Bases 545 to 1819 code for a protein of 424 amino acids. Gene Ontology annotation, cellular component: nucleus; cytoplasm. The record is from RefSeq and is a predicted model, not a curated record. Gene Ontology annotation, biological process: protein phosphorylation; intracellular signal transduction. Gene Ontology annotation, molecular function: protein serine/threonine kinase activity; ATP binding. Lineage: Eukaryota; Viridiplantae; Streptophyta; Lycopodiopsida; Selaginellales; Selaginellaceae.